AUGGAUGAAUUUCAGGUGAUCGAAGAUCUAAAAUCUUCAAACACAAAAGAGGUUUUAGCGUCGUUAGACAAACUUCAGAACAUGCUUUCUACUCCAAAAUCACAAUUUAUUUCUUGCGAUUUAGUUUAUCAAGCUCUUACACCAUUGAUAAUUCAUCCACAUUACAAAAUUCGUUCUUCAGCUUGCACAAACAUACUGAUUUUGCUCGAAAAAUACAUAGAUUCAAUACAAAAUGUCGAAUUUGCUUUACAAAAUAUAGCUUCAUCACUACUUUCUGUAAAUAGGAAUGUUUCAACAUCAUCAUUACAAGCUAUUAAAAUCAUUAUUAAUAAAAUUGAGCCGAAAAGAUACUGGUCUACAAUAAAAAACAUAAUUUUGAAUGGAAAAUCACUCCAAGUCCGCGAAUUCAUUCUUGAAAUUUUAAUAGAUUUUGCAAAUGUUAUUCCACUUUCUCCUAUCUUUCUUCUUUUGGAUGAUCCAAUGUCACAAAUCCGUGAAGCAGCACUUAAGAUACUAAAAAAUGCGGACCAAGAUAAACUCAUAAAAACAUAUAACAAGGUUAUUAUAUCAUAUGACGCUACUCAGCUUCUAAAUAAAAAUAUUCACUUCAAUAAUACCAAAUUAUCACGAGAUUCAUCACAAAGCAUUUCAUGUAUUAAGCCAAUAUCAGCGUCCAUUACUCAAGAAAGCUUCAGCCUUCUAAAAAGCAAUAAUUCGUCACUUGCUCCUGAAAUUAAAAAUUCCAAGGAGAUAUUUUCACUUUUAAUACCAAAUUACGAGUCAUCGCAAAAAGAAAACGAAAUGUCCUCUUUACACAGCAUUCAAGAAAAUUCAACGAGUCAUAUCUCCGCAAGCGACGUCAAAUCAUGCUCAAGCCUUAGUAAUUCCAAGACCAAAUCAAAAGUUAGUGUUAAAUCAGAUAAAAUUACUCAAACAAGUAGCAUUAUUCAACAAAAAGAAAUUAUUGAACGGGAAACAAGUAAAAAGUCUGAAUCUAAAGAUGACUACGGAUAUUACAGCUAUUACUAUUACAGUGAUUACACUUACUCUUCUUCUUCAGAAAAUAAUCAAAAAGAUAAAAAAGAUUCAAAACAAAAAUCAAAAAAGCAUGAUGACAGUCCUUCAUAUCAAGCAGUAAGUGAUGAAAAAUCUAUUUCUACUUCAAAUAAACCAAAGAAAACUCUUAAAUCUCAAAAUGAAAAAAUUCCAACAAAUACAAGUUCUUUGGUUAAUGAAAUAAAGGAUUCUCCUAUUUCUAAAGCUUCUUCGAAGUUCCAAAGUGAUGCAAAUAGUAAAAAACAAAAUUCUUUGAAGAAAUCUAAACAAAACAAGCCACAAGUGAAACCAGAGAAUGUAAUUGAAGACUAUGAUCAACAGAACCAUGAUUCUUCAUUAUCAAAUCAAAAUGAUUCAAUUUUCAAAUCAGAUAUGUCUCCAAAAUCAACAAAUACGUCACUAAAAGUUCACAGGAAUCCUGAAAGUGCAUUUUCUGAUUCGAAAUUACGGUUUUCUUUUUCAAAUCAGAAAAAUUCUUCAAGUAUGAGCUUAGAACACAAGCAUCCACUAGCCAAAAUACCAAAACAUGUCAUAAAACGUGCAAGUUGGCUUGAAAAACUCACUUAUCUCGAACAAAUUUCGCAUGCAAUCACAGAAAACACUCCUUUUGAUCCAAAUAACGUUGUUGAGGUCAUAUUAACAGCCUGUGAGACAUUUCAUAUAAGAGUUGCCCAGUUUGCGCCUGGUUUACUCCAUGAUAUCAUACUUAGGUACCCAGAAGUCCUCAAAACCCACUUGAAAGGCAUAAUUCUAUUGAUGCUGAACCUUUCUAAUCUCCCUGAAAGCGAUUCUUUGUUCGAUGCCCUUAUUGUUGAGUCAAAACAAGAAGAUUUGGUUUCAUCAGCUUUAGAUGUAGGAGAAUCAACACCAAAAGGUCUUCCUGUUGAGCAAUUCUGCCUUGCCGUACUGAAUUCUCCAACUGCUUCUGGUUCUCUUUCGUUGACAACUGUGAAAAGAUUGGUUGUCAAAAUUUGCGACAGAAAACACGAAUUUCUUUCGAUUUCUUUAGCGAAAGUUAUUUGUAAGAACUAUACAAAGUUCGUCCAAAUAGCUGCUUGCGAACAGGGAGUCGAAGUAAAGAAGUUUUUGGCUCCUUUCGUUAGAGAAGUUUUGAAAAUGAAAAAUCAUCUGGAAAAACAGAAGAAUGCAAGUUCAAUUGACUACUCACCCAUCAUAGAAACAUUUACUACAGCAGAUGAACCCGAGAAAAUGGCUUUAUUCCAGAAAUUUUUGAAUGAUAUAAAUUCAAUGACAGAAGAAACGUUUUUAUAUCAGGAAAAGAUGAUAUCUGAUAUAUCGCAGUCAAUAAGAGAUCCAAAACUGUUAGAAAUCGUAUUUUCUGAUAAAAAUGGCGGAAAUACAAUUUUUAUUUCUCCGUUGUCAAGAAUUAUACCUUAUUGCAACGAGGAAUUACUUGUUGGAGCUGAUAAAUAUUAUCAAACACUGUAUAAAAUGUUCAAAUCAGGAAAUAGUUCGUUAAGAAAUGAAAUCGUGAAAUUAAUCUGUAUGAUAGAGAAUGCUGUUGGUAAAUACAUCCUUGAUGAACCUAAUAUUCCUGAAACUCAUAGAAUAUUAAUUGGAGAAAUGAUGUCUCAAUAUUAUUAA
Trichomonas vaginalis G3 is the source of this 2661-nucleotide messenger RNA. Its product is annotated as armadillo (ARM) repeat-containing protein family. The transcript has a single exon. NCBI's taxonomy places the organism in Eukaryota, Parabasalia, Trichomonadida, Trichomonadidae. The record is from RefSeq and is a predicted model, not a curated record. Bases 1 to 2661 code for a protein of 886 amino acids.